GGCACGGCGUCUUGUAACACCGCCAUUCGUUGUUUAGCACUGAAAAUUCGUUUUAUGCUGAACGCGAGAAAUCUGGAAGUCUAGUAUUGUUUUUAGUGAAGGAAAACGUUUGCUUUUAUUUGAAGCUUUAAAAAUGGAUUCAGCUAUGGCGCAAAGAACAUGGGAAAUGUCUAAUAAUAUCGAAAAUGUUCAAAGUGUUGAUGACAUAUAUUGUUAUGAUAAAAAGACUCAACAAGAUAUAUUAACAGCUAAACCUUGGGAAAGAGAUCCUCAUUUUUUCAAAGAUAUCAAAAUAUCAGCUCUUGCUUUACUGAAGAUGGUCAUGCAUGCACGAUCUGGUGGCACUCUGGAAGUAAUGGGUAUGCUUAUUGGGAAAGUGGACCUGACUACAAUGAUUGUUAUGGAUUCCUUUGCUUUGCCUGUGGAAGGUACAGAAACGAGAGUUAAUGCUCAGGCUCAAGCGUAUGAAUACAUGGCUGCUUACACCGAAAGUGCUAAGCAGGUUGGUAGAUUAGAAAAUGUGAUUGGUUGGUAUCACAGUCAUCCUGGCUAUGGAUGUUGGCUUUCUGGAAUAGAUGUUAGUACUCAGAUGUUGAAUCAGCAGUUUCAAGAGCCAUUUGUUGCCAUUGUAAUUGAUCCUGUAAGAACAAUAUCUGCUGGCAAAGUGAAUUUAGGUGCUUUCAGAACAUAUCCAAAGGGUUAUAAACCACCUGAUGAAGGUCCUUCUGAAUAUCAGACAAUUCCUUUGAACAAGAUUGAAGAUUUUGGAGUUCACUGCAAGCAGUACUACUCAUUGGAUGUAUCUUAUUUUAAAUCUAAACUAGACAGGAGGUUGUUAGAUUCAUUAUGGAACAAGUACUGGGUUAACACUCUUAGUUCAUCAAGCCUUCUUACAAAUGCUGAUUAUACAACAGGACAAGUAUUUGAUCUGUCUGAUAAACUCGAACAAUCAGAAGCUCAGUUGGGACGCUGUGGUUUUGUUUUGGGCAUGGAUCCUCAUGAAAAGAAAACUGAAGACAAAUUGGCCAAAGCUACAAAAGAUAGCUGUAAAAUAACUAUUGAAGUAAUCCAUGGACUUAUGUCUCAGAUAAUUAAAGAUCGCUUGUUUAAUCAAGUGAACCGUAAAUUUUGAGAAUAUUUGCAUUUCCAUUCCACUUAAAUGUAUGUUUUUUUAGCUUUAUAUUCAACUGAAAAAUAAACUAACUAAAAAAAAAAAAAAAGAUGUAUGGAUCGAUGUGAUAUAGUUUAUUUCUUGUAUUUAUAUGCAUUGGUAAGAAGUUUGUUUGUAUGUUACAUUGCAUACAUAUGCAUUAGUUGCUUAUAUGCAACUAUACAACUGAAAUUCAUAAUUAUUGUACUUCAGAAUCAUAUUUUAAUGUUAAAUGUAUUUCUUUCCAGUAAAUAGUUAAAUAUUUUUAAUAGUCGUAUUUGGUUUCUGUAUUUUGCUUAAUAAAUAUUACUGUAUCAACAGGUAAAUUUUCUUGACAGUGUUGAAAUGUUGUGCAGUAUUGUAUUACACUAUUAUGGUGUAACAGUGUUUUAAUUUUUCUCUUGCUUUCAUUUUGUUCCUUGUGAUGUACUUUGUUGAAUAAAAGAUAUUUGUAUAAUGUAUUUAAACAUAGUUCUUCAAUAUUAAAAAAAAAAAAAAAAUGAUUAAAAUAAA
Messenger RNA from Stegodyphus dumicola, 1663 nucleotides. It is a transcript of the gene CSN5, whose product is annotated as COP9 signalosome subunit 5. The record is from RefSeq and is a predicted model, not a curated record. Gene Ontology annotation, molecular function: metallopeptidase activity; protein binding. NCBI's taxonomy places the organism in Eukaryota, Metazoa, Arthropoda, Arachnida, Araneae, Eresidae.